AUGGCGUCUUGCGCAGUAUUUUUGAUGGCCGAUAUUCCUGCAGAUGUGGGCCGUUCCUUCUGUUCUCAGUUCUUCUGCGCUAAUCACUUGAUUGAAAAGAUCCUUGACCUCUUCAUCGAAUCAAACGAAGAAUAUGUGAAGGAGGAGUAUGCUGACAUGUCGCCAGAAGUGUCAUUUUAUUUCAUGUCCUCCGACGACGUCAACUCCCUGCGGGAGGCAUCUCGGCCUAUGGAAGCUUUCGCCUCCCCCUUCCUCGGAAAAACUCUUCAAGAGCUUUAUGAGUGGUUUGACCUCAACAUCACGCAGCAGGACCCUUGCGAUGGAGACCUCUUCCUGGAAUCUUUCUUGGUGCUCGACGAGCGUAGCGUGCAAGACCAUACAUGUCUAUUCGUUUCCACUCAAAACGGCUCGCCUCAAUCCAUCCGAUGCGAUUUCUAUGUCCCAUUCGACAACGCAACGCAAUGCUCCGUGAAGGAGAACAUUGAACGUGGCAUCAUGGGGCGCUUUAUGAGAAGCGGACGGGUCAUGACCUGGCACGGUUUGCACAUGGCUAUGCAUGGCGGGUUGUACAUCGAAGGGGGAGAAGUUAAGGAGGACGAGGAGUGGAAGGAGUUCCUCGAGAACUGA
Cyclocybe aegerita is the source of this 627-nucleotide messenger RNA. The record is from the annotation of a GenBank genome assembly. NCBI's taxonomy places the organism in Eukaryota, Fungi, Basidiomycota, Agaricomycetes, Agaricales, Hemipholiotaceae.